Messenger RNA from Parasteatoda tepidariorum (common house spider), 602 nucleotides. RefSeq lists its product as uncharacterized. The record is from RefSeq and is a predicted model, not a curated record. NCBI's taxonomy places the organism in Eukaryota, Metazoa, Arthropoda, Arachnida, Araneae, Theridiidae.
UUAAAUGUUUAUACUCAAAUGAUAUUAUGCAGAUAUUCAGGGAUAAACAUUCCCAAAAGAUUUAACCAGUUUCAAAUUUCAGUGAAGCAGAAAAAAGCUGAUAUGGAAGCAGAAAUCCGAGACAUUGAAGUUAAAUACGAAAACAUGCAAGAAAGUAUUGCAAAAAAGAGGAAAAGACUCGUCGAAAGAGAAGUGCAUUUAAGAGCAACUCACUUACGGCAGGAGAUAUUGCAGGAGAGAAUUAGAGAACUAAAAGGUGAAAAGAAAAUGCUACAAAAACAGCAGGCAAAAAUGAAAGUCCAGCUGAGUUCCAUUAGGAAGGAGAUUUGUUCUAAAGCAUCGAACUUCAACGAAGAGUAUUUGCUGGCCAAAAGAAGUGCAGCUCCAAAACCACUACAUACAUGCACUUAUGGUUCAGCGUUCAAGAUAACAACUGCCCAUCAAAAUGCAGAAGCGGACAAUUUUUUACCCUUAAUUGAGAAACCAGAACUAGAAUCAAUGGAAGCUUUGCUAUUCGAUGUCGACUUUAGCAGCAGCCCAGCCGAGUAGACAUAGCGAUACAUUUGUAAUAUGAAAAGAAUUUAGUAAAAUAAAAGUUUGCU